AUGGCGACAACGCUUCAAAAGCAUCGUGGCGCUCUCGCUCUCGUUGGGCCAUACAUCGAUAACUUGGGCAACGACGCUCUGACGUCCAGAGCGAUAGAAGAGAAAUUCGAGCCUCUGAAUUCCGCAUUUCAUAUCACCCUCGUGACGAAGGACGAAUUGCGAAGCAUCUCACCAGAGAAGAUUUCAACCAUCGAGCUUGACACACGGCAUCUCUUCUCGAUUGGACUGGGAGGCAAGCCUAAGGCUGGUGUGUAUUGGGUUGCGAUCAUUUGGGCUGCAGGCCAGCGGAUUCGAAAGCGACUUGGUCUACCACCAAAACACUUCCAUAUCACCCUUUCGGCCAACGACGUUCACGACAUCGACAAAGGCGUCACGACCCUCUUCCCUAGCCAAUUUCCUCAAGAGCCAAGUGUAGAGCUAUUGGAUCAUGUCGCAUUUACCUUUCACGCCUUUGGUCAAUACCACGCCGCGAUAGAGUAUUCAACGAGAAUCGUAUUGCAGAAUUCAGUAUCGCACAAAGGUUUUCUCAGGCUUGCAGACGCAGCUUUUGCUGACAAGCAAAUGAAGCUGGCUAUGCUAGCUUAUGCCUGUGCCCAUCAACGUUCAAGUGAGGACAAAGUUGAAGCGUACUGUAUGAAGAAGCUUGUCGACUGUUCGAAGGACACGGAGUGGGGCCAUGUCUUCCAGGAGUACGAAAUUGGUCAACUGGACGCCUGUAAAGACAUCUCACAACUUCUCCUCGAAUCAUGGCCUCGAGACUUUCGAGACACACUCAGCGAACGAAAACUGAAUCCAACCCUCCUUCUGGAGCCAAGACAGUCGCUGUUCAUUCAUUCGCCCACCAAGCCCUCGUCUCAUUUUCCGAACUUCUACAAGCUUCCUCGGUUCUUCCGUUGGCUCAUUCCAUACCAUCUCGCCAUCAUGUCCACCCCGCGCAACGAAGACGAUAUCGCAGCACUCGCAUCCCCUCCUCUAGGCAUCAACCACGUUUUGACCCUGACGGAAGAAACGCCACUGCCAGAGGCGUGGUUCGAGAACAAGAGGAUAGCAAACACCUUCCUCCCUGUCCCAAACUUCCACCCACCUUCAAUCGAGCAAACGGACCUCAUCAUGCGGCUAUUCGAUGACGAGAAGAACCUUCCGCUUCUCGUCCAUUGCGGUGGAGGAAAAGGUCGGGCAGGAACGGUGGCAGCGUGCUAUCUGGCCGCGUAUGGCUUCAACAAGCCCAAUUAUGCCCAAGACCAUCCAGAACUCACGGCUUCUGAGGCCAUCGCCACCCUCCGAGCAUUGCGGCCUGGAAGCUUAGAGACGCAACAGCAGGAAGCGUUUGUCUCGACGUGGUGCAGCGCGAUAUGGAAACGGCAGUCUGUCUACCCCGAACUACCAUCCGAACCACCACCUUCGCCAAUGGAAGUGGAAGGCAAGUUGGCGGAUAAUGUGGAUCUCUACAUCCUCGUCGGCCUGCCUGGCUCCGGUAAAUCAUGGUUCUCAAAUGCUCUACUUGCACGGGACCCUAAUGGGUGGGCCCGCAUCUCCCAGGAUGAUUCUGGGAGUAGGGCAACGUGCGAGACGGAGAUUGGGCGUGCACCACCCAAAGGCAAACGUGUCCUGCUUGAUCGGUGCAAUAUGUCCCCAGAAGACAGGAAAGUAUGGAUCAAACUCGCUUCCAAUUGGCUACAAUCACCACCUAUAUGCAUUUGGUUCGACUAUGACCCCGCACUAUGCAUCUCGCGAGCGCAGAUGCGAGCUAAUCACCCUACCUUGCGGCCCGGAGGGAGGGUCCGGACUGCCGUGCAGUCGAUGCAGAAGGCUUUCAAACAGCCGACAUUGAAGGAGGGUUUUGGUGCGAUUGUCAGAAUGCAGUCGUUCGCUGCUGCGCUGGAGGCGGUAGAGAGGUUCUCGAGGGUAAAGAUGGGCAUAAUCAAGUUCCCUAGGACGCCACAUUUGCUUGACGUAGGUGCAGCGACGGACGACGACGUGCAUGUCGACUUGAGUACGUUUGGUGCCCGAGGCGGUUGGGCCGGGACUGGGGUACCAUCAGACGAAUCAGAUCAGGUAGUGGUAAUUACAGAGAAGAUCGACGGCGCGAACAUGGGCUUCUCGCUUUCUUCAGACCGCACGCGGAUUCUCGUGCAGAAUCGCUCGCAUUAUGUCAAUCCCGCGAUGCACGAGCAGUUCAAGAAGCUCGGCGCGUGGGUCGACACACACGAUGUCGGCCUCCGACACGUCCUCGACAGAGACCCUUACUUCGCUGAACGCUACAUUUUGUAUGGCGAGUGGAUGUUUGCGACCCAUUCAAUCGCAUACACGAGCCUCCCCGACCUCUUCGUGGCGUUUGAUCUAUACGAUAGAAGCACGGGCGCGUGGGCGAAUAGCGAGAAGCUCAAGGCGGUGUUGGAUGGCACGGACAUCCGGACAGUGCCUAUGUUGUAUGAGGGGACGACGAUGCCCAGUCGGGACGAGCUGUUGGGAAUGAUCCAGCAGAAGUCCAAGUUUUAUGAAGGGCGUGUGGAGGGGAUUUACGUGAAGGUUGAGGGGCGGGGGACCGGUAGUGGCGUUAAGAUGAGAGGAAAAGUCGUUCGAGGGGACUUCAUUGCGGGCAAUGAACACUGGACGAGAGGAAGUUUGAAGCUCAAUGGCCUUGACACGGCCGGUGCUCAGUGA
Molecule: messenger RNA, 2664 nt
Organism: Cyclocybe aegerita
Lineage: Eukaryota; Fungi; Basidiomycota; Agaricomycetes; Agaricales; Hemipholiotaceae
Source: the annotation of a GenBank genome assembly